Molecule: messenger RNA, 3469 nt
Organism: Morone saxatilis (striped sea-bass)
Lineage: Eukaryota; Metazoa; Chordata; Actinopteri; Moronidae
Product: SH3 and cysteine-rich domain-containing protein 2-like
Exons: 9
Coding region: 180-1307 (375 amino acids)
Biological process (GO): skeletal muscle contraction; positive regulation of protein localization to plasma membrane; positive regulation of voltage-gated calcium channel activity
Cellular component (GO): extrinsic component of cytoplasmic side of plasma membrane
Source: RefSeq, a predicted model, not a curated record
AAUUGGCCAUACGGCGUCCACUUCACAGCGCGCACAAAUCCCUGUUAUGUGGAUCUGUCACACUUUGUCAAGCUCUUGUAUGGCUAAAGCCGGAGACUAUCUACCAACCGGACACAGUUUAAGGAGUUAAAAGUUUUUAAUUGUUUGUGUCUUGAACGACUCUUUUCAUCUCGCUAUCAAUGAUGACAGAGAACAAUGAGAUUGAGAGCGAGUCGCAGCUCCAGCGCUCUCCAAGCACUAUGUCCAUCCAACCGAUGACAUCUAAGCUCCAGAGACUAAAACGCUCGCUGUCAUUUAAGACCAUCAUGCGCAGCAAAAGUGUGGAGAACUUCUUCCAAAGGUCCUACAGUGAUGCUCGCCUGCCCCCGGAUUUCAUCACUGACCCACCGCCUCCUUCUCCCCCACUGUUGCCUGGUUCUCCUCUCGUGGGCGACCGCUCACCGUCCAUUUCACCAUCUCUCAGCCCCAACCCCUCCAUCUCCUCCCACUCCCCCUCUCUCAGCCUUUCCCCAUCACUGCCCACCAAGCCAUCCCAGCCUCAGAUUACCCACUGUUUCCAGGACCAUGUCUUUCGCAAGCCCACCAACUGCCAGCACUGCAAGCACAUGAUAGUGGGAAACUCCAAACAGGCUCUGCGGUGUAAAACGUGCAAGAUGGCUGCUCACCUGUGGUGCACCUCAGAACUGUCGCAGCAGCCGUGUCAUGGAAAGUCUGGAGCAUUCAAACGAAACUUCAGCUCACCGAUGCUUGUCAAUGACCAAUUGUCUGUCGUCAAGGAAGUUCAGCCAAGCCAAGAGGCUGCGCGGAUGCGUGUAGACCCCGUGUAUGCUGCCUUGCGUUACGGGACGUCCUUGGCACAGAUGAGCCGCUCCAGUUUUGGCAGUUUGUCAGAGUCACCAACACGCAGCCUGGGUGAGGGAGGUGAGGAGAGUCAGCAGAGACAGUGCAGCAUGGAGGAAGAAAUAACUCAGGAGACAGGGGACACCCCUGUCCCUGACACCGAGAUCGAGAAGGAGGAAGACGAGAGCAGCGGCCAAGCUCAGACUCCUGCAGAGGAGAGUAGUGUGAAGGGCAAGAGUGGCGACAGAGUCGGCUUCUUCCCUGCCAACUUUGUGCAGAGGGUCCGGCCAGGAGAGAGAGUGUGGCGGGUUGUCCAAGGCCUUCCAGGCAACCGAGAGAGAGGACAUAUGGCCGUGAGGGAAUCCCAGAUCUGUGUGGGAAAGCUAGAAGACGGUGAGGUGUUCCUGAAGCUGAGCAGUGGAAAGAAGAGAGGUCUGGUCCCAGCUGACUCUAUAGAGGAGAUCUGAGCCCUUGUGUGCACAUCACCAUCCUUCUACUUCCACUUCCCCCUGGGACGCACCCAUCUUCAAACUAUCACCACCACCCCUCCCCCAUCCUCCCCUCGGCACAAAGAUAGCCGCAGCCUCUCCAACCAGUCCUGACUGACUUUAACCAAACACAGAUAAACUGGAUGAAAAACAAACAUGAAAAACCUUUGCAAAGAGCUGGGACCACAGAUGAUCAGUUCAAUUGGUUUACUGUCUUCAAUAGAGUCUUUAAUAGAGUGUACAGUUAUGGAGUAAUCCUUCUCUUAGAAAAGAACUGUUCUCAGCAGUCUAGCGUUGCUGUAGGUUUAUCUUUCCGAUACAAAAAUCUAUGUUUAGUUAGACAAAGGGUGCGCAAGUCAAAAAUGCUUCAAAUAUGCUUGCUGGAUGCCAGUUCACAUUUUGUUUUUCCUCAUCAAAACGACGUCUACCAACGUGGGAGGAGGCUGAGUUCUGUAAUGGGAACAUGAUGCUCAGUGUCCUUUUCUUGUUUCUACCCACUCCAUAUGUCUCAUCCCUAUCUGCUCAUGUCAGGGUCUCUGGCCUGGGGACUGAUACCAGCUUCAUGUAGACUGGUACACGGCAUGAGGCACUCGCCAAGGACAGCCACUGCCAGCCAGAGAAAGCUACUGCCACUCAGACAGACCGGAGAAUCAGAUGAAAGGAGUGCACACAAUCCAAAAAUCCCCAGCAGUGUCAGGCUGAGUUAUAACUGCACUUGCUAACUUGGGAGAGCAGCAAUGAGAAGAUUUUCAAAGGACAAUUGGAAGCUCUGAGGAUCUUUUCACAGGAAACUCAAAAGCUUUUUCUCCUGACUUUUUCAGUGUUGGUAACUCAGAAAGAUCAGCAGUUUUAAGAAGAGAUUAUGCAAGAGAAAGCUAAAGGAGAUGAGAUUAAACUUGCGUGUGAGUCUCGCUAGGAAAACUGGGAGGACCAUCUCUCCCUCGUUUGGCUGGUUGUCAUGAGCAAUGAGCAAAAAAAGUGUCAAAAUCUCAAGUGUAGCAGUUACAAGUGGCAGGAACUGUUCUCCUGUUUUCAUAUAAAAGAGCUCGGCAGGCAUAAAAGGGUUGGUCUUUGAGUAGACUGACUGAAGAGUCGCAGCGGGUGUUGCAUGUGUUGAACAGCAUUUUAACAUGACUUCACCAGAGCUGGAACAGCGGGGAAUAAACUGCAGCCAGUCUGCCAGAAAAACAACACAAUGGGGAUCUUUCUGACCACGACAAGGAGUCUAAGUUUCACUGACAGUUUGGAGAAGGACACAAGAAAACAGAGGGUGGAGGAGGUGCAGUGAGAGGAAUGACAUCAGUGUUGAAGCGUUAUGAGUCAGUGUGUGCAUGCAGGUAGUGUUGUACCCAUGGGUGCAACGAGUCAUCAUUGAUCAAAUGUCAGUCUGUCAUCUUCAUCUUCCACUCCCUGUUUGGUCUCUCUUGUCCUUACUUUAUUGUUAUGACUGAUCAGUUAUGACAUAAAGUGAAGGCAUUUUUUUCUUGUAGGUCCUGUAAGUAUACAUUUGAUGGUUUCUUCCAUCGAUUCAUUCAUUACUUAUUUAACAAAUGUGAUGCAUUUCUUUGAAAGAACACCUUGUUCCAGAGAGAGGAUACACACACACGAACAUAAAUGUAGGAUUGAAGCACAGAACACAACAGUAGAUUGAUGGCACUACUAAUUAUGAAAUAAUUUAACUCAUAUGUCUUCUUUCAGAGCACAGAGAUCUAGCUUACAUGUUCCUUCUUUAGUCUACAUUUCAAUAUAUGUGAAAGCCUUUAGAGGCUGUGAGAAAUAAGCUUCUCUUCUUGUAAUAUUGAGAAUAGCACUUUAUUUUGUGUCAUCUGAAUAAUACUUUUAGUUGAGGUAUCUCCUUCAUAGUGAUAGCUGUCAUACUUUAGCUGCAACAUCACUUCACUUCACUUCACCAUUGAGCUCUUUGGGCUGAUGGCUUGUCUUUGUACGUCAGAUGUUUCUGAAAGUCAAAAAAUAUCAGAGAUGAAAGAAAACUGAGAAUUACACAGCAGCAACCAUCCUGGAGAAAAACGGUAUCAGAGCAGAACUGGAUUUAUGAUUUUACCCAUGUAAACACUUUGUUAUCUUGCAUUGCGCCUAGUUUUAUGUAGCGUCACAUGUUCACAACUUUGAGAAUUCAAAAU